This is a messenger RNA of Entamoeba dispar SAW760, 429 nucleotides long. RefSeq lists its product as uncharacterized. The transcript has a single exon. NCBI's taxonomy places the organism in Eukaryota, Evosea, Mastigamoebida, Endamoebidae. The record is from RefSeq and is a predicted model, not a curated record. The coding region runs from base 1 to 429 and encodes 142 amino acids.
AUGGAAAAUAAGAAUAAUAAUCACGAAGUGAUUGACCUCACUUCUGAUGAUCUUGAAGAAAAUGUUCUAGUCAAUCAAAGAGAAAUUAAAGAGAAAUUAAAGAAACCAAAAAUUUUUAGGUUGAGUCUUAAUAAAAGAGAACAACAUCUACAAAAAGAAACACGACAAUUUUAUCCAAAAGUAACGAGUAUGUCUAAACAAAAUAAAAGUGAAAGUUUCACUUAUCAAAAUGAAGUGACUAAAAAAUGUGAAGGAAUUGAAUGUCCAAUUUGUCUUCAAUUAACACGAAAUGUAAUGACAACACAAUGUGGUCAUUUAUUUUGUAAAGCAUGUUUGGCUAUAGUUUUUACAUCAAGCGAUAAAACGCCACUCUGUCCUAUUUGUCAUUCACAAAUCAGUCCAAUCACAUCACACAGAAUCUAUCUCUAA